ACAAGCCAAUAACAUGCUUCUACUCAUCACACUACUUCUCACCACCACCACCACCACCCACUCCCACCACCUCCGGCCGGCGGUGCCGCCCAUCGCUACCAAACAACCGCCACCGGAAAACCAAACCGAAGACUCCAAGCAGCUCUGCUGGCAGUGCACCGGCGAGCCGGCGCAAUUCCUCUACGGCCACAACCUCGUCCGGGCCCGGAAAAUGGAGCCGCCGUUGGCGUGGGACCCGCAGCUCGAGCGCUACGCCAAGUGGUGGGCCGGGCAGCGGCGCGCCGACUGCGCCCUCGAGCAUUCCUUCCCGGACGGCGACUUCAAGCUCGGCGAGAACAUUUAUUGGGGCGGCGGCGCGUCGUGGACACCGGCCGAUGCUGUGCGCGCUUGGGCCGACGAGGAGAAGUAUUACGAUUACCGGAGUAAUAGCUGCGUCGGCGGAGAAAUGUGCGGCCACUAUACGCAGAUCGUGUGGCGGGCGACUCGACGGGUCGGGUGCGCCCGGGUGGUUUGCGACUCCGGUGACGUGUUUAUGACUUGUAAUUAUUAUCCGCCGGGAAAUUAUAUCGGCGAGAGACCGUAUUAAGUAUGGUUCUAAAUCUUUUGUUAUUAUUUCUAUUUUGGGAUAGUUGAAUUUUUUUUAAAA
Andrographis paniculata is the source of this 646-nucleotide messenger RNA. RefSeq names its product pathogenesis-related protein PR-1-like. Gene Ontology annotation, cellular component: extracellular region. The record is from RefSeq and is a predicted model, not a curated record. The coding region runs from base 14 to 586 and encodes 190 amino acids. Lineage: Eukaryota; Viridiplantae; Streptophyta; Magnoliopsida; Lamiales; Acanthaceae. The transcript has a single exon.